Molecule: messenger RNA, 827 nt
Organism: Neurospora hispaniola
Lineage: Eukaryota; Fungi; Ascomycota; Sordariomycetes; Sordariales; Sordariaceae
Exons: 4
Coding region: 303-827 (174 amino acids)
Source: RefSeq, a predicted model, not a curated record
GUCAUCCAUACCAUGCCGAAUCCAGACUAUCAUCGACAAGGGCGACAAGGGCCGAUGGAGAGUGCCAACCGUAACCUCAUCAACCGGAAGCUUGUGGAGAGUGGUCCAUCGAUGGACACCAUACCUCUACCUACCAAUACCACCAGCAAGACACACCGUGGGCCUGGCUUUACGCUAUCGUGAGCAGCCCUGGAAGCCCUGGAAGCCCUGGAGAUGAUCGUUGAAGGCGGGUUUCAGAAUAAUAACGGCAAUGAUAACAAGUUGCCUUUUCGAGCACACAUGACGAAUGGGAGUCGACAACCAUGAGCCGUGAAAUUCCCGCUAGUCCCUCUGCCGAGCUUAGUGUAUCCAGUACCAGCUGCCGGCCUCGACCAUUUGACAGGAGACGAAGUGGGAGACAAGCUAACCUCGACGGGGAUGGCGGGAACUGCCCGGAUGAGAAGGCGGCCGGGCGCCAGAAGCUGCUGCAGUACUUUCAAACGUCUGUCAUUGGCAGUCGCAUGGCAGCAACGGGCAAUUCGCAAGUCAGUAGCAUGGGGUGGCCGGUCAAGGUACUCGGUACCACCACACCCAUUGUCACACUGGCUCGUUCCUUAAUUACCGGCAUGGAAGCAACUGACAACCUCAGGAACGGGCGGAAACAUGAUGAAUUCUGGACCAAAAGAAAUUCAGAGACAUUCGAUGCUUUCCUUGACAGGCUGACCGUCGACCACAAUGGCUCCGUCCAGUGGCUCUCAAUGGCUCCAAAUGGGUUCCCCGCCAAGGGCGCUGAGACAAUCCGUUUUGAAGAAGUCAAUGACUUUGACUUAGCGUGGAGCAGAACUUGA